This is a messenger RNA of Chondrus crispus (carragheen), 868 nucleotides long. RefSeq lists its product as hypothetical. The coding region runs from base 1 to 477 and encodes 158 amino acids. NCBI's taxonomy places the organism in Eukaryota, Rhodophyta, Florideophyceae, Gigartinales, Gigartinaceae. The transcript is spliced from 2 exons. The record is from RefSeq and is a predicted model, not a curated record.
AUGAGACAGACAAGGCUAGCGGCGAGGGCGAAAACGUUGCAGAAGCCACCGCCCACCCCGGGAACAAGGGAGCUAGAGUUGAUUCCAAGGGAGACCAAGGGAGCUAGAGUUGAUUCCAAGGGAGACGUUGGACAGACGGCAGAAAAGGCGGAUGAGGCUGAGGCUGAGGCUGAGGCUGAGGCAGAUAAUGAUACACAGAGCAAUCUCUUCAGUAAUCAAGCGGCGGUACAAGCUGCAUUUGAAGUGGAAACCGCUAUUCAAUCUGAUUCCGUUGAUGGACUCGCAAAGACCGCCGUGGAUACCGGCGCAAAAGAAAAGCGUCUGUUAAGAAUUGCGGCUGAUGACGGCGCCGCGAAAGAACCACGUGAGGACGACAUCGCAGAAGGAAAAUCGAAGGCAGAGAUAGGCACAAUUAUCGAAGCAAAAGCAGUACCGGGAAUUGCGAUGGAUUCGGGCGUUGAAAAGGAGUUGAAAUGAUUCUGGUUGAUCUCAAGGGCAAGCGAGUGUCUCGGAAUGAACCGGUCCUUGUGGUUGGCGGUGGUUUCAUGGCUGAUAUUGGCGGAUUCGCCUGUGCUCUUUAUCACAGGAAUACUCCCUACGUAAUGUUGUGCACAUCUAUUGUGUCAGGUAUUGAUGCUGGGCCUUCUCCUCGGACAUGCUGUGAUGGGUUGGGAUACAAGAAUGUUUUCAGUGCGUAUCAUCCCCCUAUCCUUACUCUAACUGAUCGACAAUUCUUCAAGACGCUAGAGCCCGGAUAGAUUCGUCAUGGCAUCGCCGAAAUCAUAAAGAUGGCAGUCACUAAAGACGCUACUCUUUUCACAGCGCUGGAGACUGCCGGAAAUCGUCUGGUGGAGACCAAGUUUGGAGU